AUGACAGCCAGAACACGAUACACCCGCGAGGAGCUCGAGGAGUACUUCAACCGCGUCUGUGUCCCCUCCUCAAAGCGCAUCUACAACAUCAGCACUCUCUCUGAAGACCAAAAACUCGACUAUCUCACUCUCCUAACAAAACAUCAACUCUGCAAAGUCCCCUGGGACAACCUCGUCCAGCACUACUCCUGGCACGCCGUUGUCCACGUCACUCCAAGACACCUCUUCAAGAAAAUCGUUCGCCAUCCCGGCCGCGGCGGGUAUUGCAUGGAAGUGAAUCUCUUUUUCCACACCGUCCUCCUCAGUCUCGGCUUCGACGUCUACCUCACCGGCGCCCGCAUCUACGCCGCUCCCAAAAAGUCAUACGGCGGCUGGACCCACGUCGUCAACCUCGUCACAGUCAACUCCACUCAGCACCUCGUCGACACCGGCUUCGGCGGACCGGGACCAUGUCGACCCAUCCCGCUCUCAGACGGCACCGAGCAUCCCCAAGUCGCUCCCGCCGAGAUGCGUGUCGUCUACCAAUCUCUCGCCCAAAACCUCACCGCCCAAAAAUUCUGGAUCUACGAAUCCCGCUUCGACGACAACGCACCCUGGGUCCCAUGCUACUGUUUCUCCGAACUCGAAUUCACGCCCGAAGACAUCUCGUCCAUGAACUUUGCCCCCUCGACAUCACGGCACACCUUCUUCACGCACAAAGUCGUCGCCGUGCGCUUUACGACCUCCCAGGAACGCAACGGAUCCAGCGGCACAGGCUCGCCCUCGGAAAGUUCGUUGGAAGGAGAGAUUGAUGGCGCGAUUACAUUGAAUCAGAAUGUGUUGAAAUGGAGACGGAACGGGAAGAAGGUUGUUGAGUGGCACUUUCAGAGUGAAGAGGAGAGGGUCAGUGCGUUGGAGAUGUAUUUUGGAGUGACGUUUGAGGCGGAGGAUCGGGAGGCGAUUGAGGGCACAGCGGCGGCGUUGGGACAUGGAAGGGCGUUGCCGGAGCGGGAUUAG
Zymoseptoria tritici IPO323 is the source of this 996-nucleotide messenger RNA. RefSeq lists its product as uncharacterized. The transcript has a single exon. Gene Ontology annotation, molecular function: acetyltransferase activity. The record is from RefSeq and is a predicted model, not a curated record. Bases 1 to 996 code for a protein of 331 amino acids. NCBI's taxonomy places the organism in Eukaryota, Fungi, Ascomycota, Dothideomycetes, Mycosphaerellales, Mycosphaerellaceae.